Messenger RNA from Truncatella angustata, 1290 nucleotides. RefSeq names its product glycoside hydrolase superfamily. Bases 1 to 1290 code for a protein of 429 amino acids. Gene Ontology annotation, molecular function: 1,3-beta-glucanosyltransferase activity; glucan endo-1,3-beta-D-glucosidase activity. The record is from RefSeq and is a predicted model, not a curated record. Gene Ontology annotation, cellular component: cell surface; fungal-type cell wall; extracellular region. NCBI's taxonomy places the organism in Eukaryota, Fungi, Ascomycota, Sordariomycetes, Amphisphaeriales, Sporocadaceae. Gene Ontology annotation, biological process: carbohydrate metabolic process; cell wall organization. The transcript has 2 exons.
AUGAAGGUCGCAUCCCUAUCUUUAACUGCUUUAGCACUGCUUCAGUUGUCAGCUGCAGAGCCCAACCGACGGACUGUCCAGCAGAGAUAUGCUCAUCGAAGGGCAUUUGCUCCCAAGCGUGGUCAACUGACCAUCACAGACUCGUCCAUCUCCUCACCCACUGAGGUACCAGAGGUUGUGGUCUAUGUUAAUCAGUUUGGUAAGCCCAUCCGUACUGCGACUGAGAUUGUUGUGAUUGUUCCAGCCACUACCUCGUCUGCCAUCUUGUCCUCGACUCUUGCAUACUCCACGUCUGUUAGGGCCUCAGUUGUCUCUGCUGGGACGGCGGCGAAGCCUGAAGCAACCCAGGAUGUUUCUACACCGGUUGCCUACGCUACCGCAUCCUCUGUAUCUGCGCCGAGCUCCACCCCUACUAAGGACUCGGUCUCGAAGGACCCCCAACCGAGUCCAUCUACUGCUACAUUAGCCCAACCUACCAGUGGCGACACCAACUUGCACGGAAUAACAUACUCGCCUUACAAGGGGACUGGUGGAUGCAAGUCUGCAUCCGAGGUCGAUGCCGACUUUGCCGUCUUUGCUGAGGACCAUGGGGUUGUUCGCCUUUAUGGCGUCGACUGUAACCAGGUUGCGACGGCCUAUGCUGCAGCCAAGAAGUACGGCAACAAGCUCUUCCUUGGUAUCUUCGACAUCAGUGUUGUCGAAUCGGCCGUCUCUACCAUCGCCGCUGGUGUCAAAAAUGACUGGAGCAUCGUCGAUACCGUCAGCGUUGGAAAUGAGUUGGUCAACAAUGGUGCAAAAACCUCUGCUCAAGUUGUAGCCGCUAUCAACCAAGCCCGUACUGCAUUGCGGAGCAACGGCUACCAAGGUCCAGUCGUCACUGUCGAUACAUUUGUCGCGGCGAUCAACCAUCCCGAACUUUGCAACGAAUCCGACUACUGCGCUGUUAACGUCCAUCCUUUCUUCGACCCUAACACAGGUGCAGAUCAGGCAGGUUCCUUUGUCGCCAAUCAAAUAAAGCGUAUUCGCAGCAAACUUUCUGAUUCUAGCAAACGCAUUGUUGUCACUGAGACGGGCUGGCCUUGGAAGGGCGAGGCCAAUGGUGCUGCCGUUCCUAGCUUGGACAACCAAGCCGUGGCAAUCACCUCCAUUCAAGGCUCUUUCUCCAGCAAUCCUGCAGAUUGCAUCAUGUUCACCGCUUUCAACGACCCGUGGAAGCAGGCCGAUGCUGGGACGUUUUUUGCCGAGCAAUAUUGGGGCAUGAGAGGUCGAUACUCGGCCGCGGACAGGUAG